This is a messenger RNA of Eucalyptus grandis, 2196 nucleotides long. RefSeq names its product meiotic recombination protein DMC1 homolog. The record is from RefSeq and is a predicted model, not a curated record. Gene Ontology annotation, molecular function: double-stranded DNA binding; DNA strand exchange activity; ATP-dependent DNA damage sensor activity. The transcript is spliced from 3 exons. Gene Ontology annotation, cellular component: condensed nuclear chromosome. NCBI's taxonomy places the organism in Eukaryota, Viridiplantae, Streptophyta, Magnoliopsida, Myrtales, Myrtaceae. Gene Ontology annotation, biological process: DNA strand invasion; DNA recombinase assembly; reciprocal meiotic recombination. The coding region runs from base 926 to 1450 and encodes 174 amino acids.
UCGAAACUCUGUCAAUUACAGAAGCAUUUGGCGAAUCUGGGUGAAAAUCAGAGUCCCAAGACAUUACCUUUGAUGAACUUUUAGUUGCUUUUGUUAGUUGGCUUUCUCACAAAAUGCUGCUGACGUCACUUCAGGUCUUGGAAAACACAGCUCGCACAUACCCUUUGUGUUACUACUCAGGUUGGUCUGAAUUGGAUAUUAGGUUUCUGUCGUUAAUUUCUGUUGCAUUUUUGGUUCAGAUGAACAAUUUCGAAUAGAAACAUAAUGAUUGAAUUUCUAUGAAGAAUAAAGAUGUGGGCGAUCUUGGCAUCAGAACAUGUGUAUUAUUUGAUUCUGGAAGUAUGGCACUCUCAUUUUCUAUAAUCUGCAGUCAGUAUACUGGAACGCCCAUACAAAACCAAGCAGGAAAAGGCCAGAAGAGUUUGUACUGUGUCAUACCGAGUAAAGGCCUUAAUUAUUGUCAGACUCGACUUGGGUUGAUCAUUAGUCGAGUGUGAUGCUUGAAGAUACUCUACUUAUUUGCAAAUCCUACAACAGUAUUUACCCCUGUUUUCAAUCGUUCCUUAUUCAUGGCUUGUGCAUUCCAUGUUCGUAAAAAUUUUCAGCUGCGAACUCACAUGAGAGGAGGAAAUUGCAAGGUAGCUUGUAUUGACACACAAUGAACUUUGUAUCCUAUGAUAAUCUGUCUGUAUCUUUCUUGACCUUGAUGAAACUGCUUGUGUUUCAUAAAUGUUGUCUGUCCAUGUAAGCGCAUGUGUACUUUCUUAACUUAGUACACAUGCAGUCAUCCUGAUCGAAUCGUACCAAUUGCCGAGAGAUUUGGCAUGGAUCCUGGUGCAGUCCUAGAUAAUGUAAGCAAUGAUUUCUAUACUGGUGGCAACUCUUAUUUUUCUGGCUAGUGUACUUGCUGUAAUCUAGUCUUUCCAUGAAUUUGAAGAUCAUUUACACCCGUGCUUCUACUUCUGAGCAUCACUACAACUUGCUUCUUGAUUUGGCUGCCAGAAUGUAUGAAGAACCAUUCAAAUUACUGAUUGUGGAUUCGGUGAAUGCUCUCUUCCGAGUGGAUUUUACUGGAAGAGAACUUGCAGAGCACCAGGUUGAUCCUGAAACCAUCAAAUCAUGCAAGUUGUUAUUCUGCAGCUUAUCUGGUUUGACACUAAUGAAUUCCAAAUUGCAGCAAAAAUUGGCACAAAUGCUCUCACGUUUAAUUAAGAUAGCUGAGGAAUCUAACGUGGCAGUGUACAUGACCAAUCAAGUCAUAGCUGAUCCAGGCGGAGGUGUGUCAUCAGACCCAAUGAAACCUGCAGGCGGGCAUGUUCUGGCUCGUGCAGCCACGAUUAGGUUGAUGUUUAGGAAAGUCAGAAGGGAGCAGCAUGUCUCCAAGGUGUUUGAUGCCCCAAACCUACCUGAAGCUGAAGCUAUAUCCUUUUUGUGCCAAAUCUUCCUCUGAUUAUAUAAUUUAUCAAAACUUAUCACAUCAUAAUGCAGAUACUAAGUAAAAUAUCUAGAAGUCUAUAUCAAAAUCUGUGAGAAAGUUGAUACUGCGUCUAUAUAGGGAUUGGUGGAUACCUGAUUUAAGCAUGAUACUCACAGUAUAGUUGAUGUUGCCUGGAGAUCCAUGAACAUGUUGAAUACAAAUUUUGUGCAGAGGAAUUAAACAAAAAGAAGCGGAUAUUGAUAAUUUUCCUCAGUAGGACUGGUAUAUUAUUAUUAGCUCCACUGUUAUGUAGACGAUGCACAUUUAUCAAGACCAUCGCUCAAUUUUGUCAGAAAAUUUAGCAAGAGCUCAUCUGUCAAUAGGAUGAGACCGAGAUAUUCCAUAUAUGUUGGACUUGACAAACACACGUUUUUAGAUAACACCAGGAGGCAUCGCUGAUGUGAAGGACUAAAGAAGUCUCUCCAACCAGGAAGGCAGGCGAAAUGCUUUCUUUUGUUAAUCUGCAAUUUGAUGUUACUCAUCAUAUUGACAGCUAGAGGCAUAUAAUGAGCUCCCAAGCACUUCAUUUCCUCACUCUGCAAUGGACACUUUGUCACCCUUGUCAUAGCUUGUCCUUAAGUUUCUUGUGCUCGACAACAAACCAUUCAUGGAAUGACAUGAGAUACUUUCUCUAUGGUGACCCAAAAGAUUUGUCAACUACAUUGUCACCUUUGUGUAUCAAUUGCAAAAUAUAUCGUAAGGGUAAGGCCUGAGUAUCC